GCACGAAAAAUCGUUUUCGAAUCCCAGGGGUUUAAGUCUGGCGCUACUGAUGAUAUAAAAAUCACCUCCACUGCCGGUUCUGGUACUAGUGAGGGUUUGAGCUGCGAAAAUGAAGGUCCUGAUCGCUUUUCUUGGAUUGGUCAGCUUGGGGCUCGCUGCCCCAGAGGGUCACAAUCCCAAGUUGCUCCAUCCCCAAAUUGGAGGACGCAUCGUUGGAGGAGACGAGGCCAAUAUCAGGGACCUGCCAUACCAAGUGGCCCUGCUACGAAACAACGCCCAAAUCUGCGGAGGAUCCAUCAUUGCACCAACCGUCAUCCUCACCGCUGCUCACUGUGUGGAGUUUUGGGUUAUUCCUGAUGUUUCCAUGCUGAGCAUUCGGGCGGGGUCCUCGCAAUGGCGCUCUGGAGGCCAGCAGGUCGCUGUCCGGGAAAUCGUUAUUCACGAAUUGUACGAUGGCGAUAACAGUCUUGACUACGACAUUGCCAUUCUGCACUUGGCCGAGAGGAUUAACACCAUCAAUGCCUCAGAAGUGCCUUUGGUCAACAAUGGCGAAAUCUUCGAUGCUGGAACAUACGGUACCGUUUCCGGAUGGGGCACAACCUUCUCAGGGUCCAGCGUUUCUCCUGAAACGUUGCGACGGGUGGACGUUCCCAUUGUAACGCAAACUCGAUGCAGGAUCUCCUACGGAUCAGACAUCACGUCCCGAAUGCUCUGCGCCGGAUACAAUGAGGGAGGAAAGGACGCCUGCCAAGGAGACUCUGGUGGACCUUACGUGAUCAACGGCCGUUUAGCCGGAGUCGUUUCCUGGGGAUUCGGCUGCGCCACUCCUCUGUUCCCCGGAGUUUACGCCAGCGUUGCUGGACUCAGAACCUGGAUCACCCAACACUCUGGAGUAUAAGUGAGCUUGACACCUUCAACUAAAUAAAGAUUCGUUGCAUCCAGAAA
This is a messenger RNA of Dendroctonus ponderosae (mountain pine beetle), 945 nucleotides long. Its product is annotated as trypsin beta. Gene Ontology annotation, molecular function: serine-type endopeptidase activity. Bases 110 to 898 code for a protein of 262 amino acids. Gene Ontology annotation, biological process: proteolysis. The record is from RefSeq and is a predicted model, not a curated record. Lineage: Eukaryota; Metazoa; Arthropoda; Insecta; Coleoptera; Curculionidae. The transcript has 3 exons.